Molecule: messenger RNA, 809 nt
Organism: Teleopsis dalmanni
Lineage: Eukaryota; Metazoa; Arthropoda; Insecta; Diptera; Diopsidae
Gene: RpL10Ab
Product: 60S ribosomal protein L10a-2
Exons: 3
Coding region: 83-736 (217 amino acids)
Biological process (GO): translation
Cellular component (GO): large ribosomal subunit
Molecular function (GO): structural constituent of ribosome; RNA binding
Source: RefSeq, a predicted model, not a curated record
AAAAAAAAGAAAUAAAUCGCAACUGACUUUAGAAAAAACGUAUGUUCCUUCUUUCGUGACAAGACCGUCGUAGAAGACAGUAAUGGCAUCAAAAGUAUCGCGUGAUACGCUCUAUGAAAGCGUAAAUUCGCUUUUGGAAUUCUCCCAAAAGAAGAAGCGGGGCUUCUUGGAGACAGUUGAAUUACAAAUUGGCCUCAAGAAUUACGAUCCUCAGAAGGACAAGCGUUUCUCCGGCACAGUCAAGUUGAAGCAUAUCCCCCGUCCAAAAAUGAAGGUGUGCAUCCUUGGCGAUCAACAGCAUUGUGAUGAAGCUAAAGUCAAUAAUGUUGAAUGCAUGGACGCCGAAGCUUUAAAGAAACUUAACAAGAACAAGAAAUUGGUCAAGAAACUAGCCAAAUCUUAUGAUGCCUUCUUAGCUUCAGAAUCUUUGAUUAAACAAAUCCCACGUUUAUUGGGUCCAGGUUUGAACAAAGCCGGCAAGUUCCCUGGUUUGUUAUCCCAUCAAGAGUCUAUGAUGGCCAAAAUUGAAGAAGUUAAAUCAACUAUCAAAUUCCAAAUGAAGAAAGUCUUAUGUUUGUCCGUAGCCGUUGGUCAUGUCAACAUGAAACCCGAUGAAUUGGUACAAAAUAUUCAUUUAUCUAUCAAUUUCUUGGUAUCACUUUUGAAGAAGAACUGGCAAAACGUGCGUUCAUUGCACAUUAAGUCAUCCAUGGGUCCACCACAACGUCUAUACUAAAAUAUGUAUGAAGUGUAUGUAGCCCAAAAAUGCAAAUUGAAAAUAAAUUGUUUUUUACGUUUUAAUAUGUAAA